Molecule: messenger RNA, 1754 nt
Organism: Tauraco erythrolophus (red-crested turaco)
Lineage: Eukaryota; Metazoa; Chordata; Aves; Musophagiformes; Musophagidae
Source: RefSeq, a predicted model, not a curated record
GGCUGCCGGCUGCCCUCCCCCCCCCCCCCCCCCUGCCUCUGGAGCUUACCAUCCUCUACAACUCCCUGCUUUUUACUAUGGGAUCAUCUGACUCUGCCAUCAAAGGAGAAGCAGAAGAAAUACACCAGGGGCUCCUCAGGGUUCUGGAGGCUUGUGGGGCCUGCGGGCAGGAUCUUAGCACCGAGGAGCUGUGGCAUAAGGUGCUGCAGGAGGUAACUGAGGAGAAGCUGCAGGCACCUUUGCACCAACUGGGGGCCCUGCAAGCAGCGUGGUGGCUGGCAGCUGGCCGCCUGGGAAGUGCCACCGGCCUCUUCCGGCUCCUGAGCAGCGCUGAGGAUCCAGGGAGAGCUCAUUGCAAUGACGGGGAGAACGAACUCCUCUCCCUGCUCAAGGCAUGGCGAGUACCUGCUGAGGGGCCUUCCCUGCCCCUCGUACAGAGUGCUGAGGACUUGAAAGAGAUCCUUUGCACCGCAGCAGCCUUCCUGCAAGGGCUGCAGGCGCUGGAGGCUGGGAACUUCCCCACCGCCCUCUCCCUAAUUCAGGAGGCUGCAGGAGGAUUCUGCUCCAAGAGGGUCCUGGCCCAGAUCUACACCUGCCUUGGAUGCUGCGCUCAGCGAAUGGGCAAGCCUCAGACAGCUCUUCAGCACCUGAAACGGGCCCUCCAGGUAGACUUCCAGUGCCUUCCUGCCCUGUCCCACGCGGCAGCAGUGUACCAAGAGCUGGGGGAGACUGACGCAGAGCUGCAGGCCCUGACUCUGCUCUACAAGGCUGUGGAAAAAACCCCUCCAGCAGCUACUUCCUCUAGUCCCUGGUUCCUAAUUCAAACAGAGCUUCUUGUCCAUACACCAACACUAGCUUCUCUCCUUCGCCAUCGCCACCCUUCUGAAGUGAAGUACCUGCUGGCACAGCGGUGUCUCCAGGACGGGAGGGUGGCUGAUGCAGUGGAACAUUACCUGGAUCUUCUGGCUCUGUUUCAGGAGGGGCUGCAGCAGCAGGUGCCCCUAGAUGGUGACUCAGCUCUACCCAGGAUCCCUGAGGUGUUCCUGGAAGCAGCGUCUGCCUUGGAGCAGGCUGGGAGGCACCAGGAUGCCAUAACUGUGUGUGAGGAGGUCAUCAGCCGGACAACUGACCUGAUCCCACGGAUGUCACGAGUGGAGGAGAGGCUGGAGCAGUCAGAGUGCCUGUCACCAGGGACAGGGCUGGCGGGUGGACUCCUGUCCCAGAAGAAGGAGAGCCUGUGCUGUCUUGCCUGGAGAGCAGCUGGAUACUUGCAUCUGGGCUGGGUGUGGGCCCCUGGUGGAGAGGCUGAGCUCUGCUGCUGGGGAUUCGGGGAGCUGGAGGAUGAGCAGCCCAAGAAAAUGUUUGAGAGUCUCCUGCCAGAAGUGGAGGUGCUCCAGAAGAUCAGGUUGCUCUCUCUUAUCGGGAGAGGUGCACAGUUCCUGGAGCUGGGAAGGCACAAGGAAGCCUUGUUGGAUUUCCAGCACGGUUUGCAGAUCUCACCAGAUGACCCAGCUGCUGCCUCCUACCUGGUGCAGGCCUUGUGGAAGCUGAACAGAAAGCAGGAGGCGGCUGCUCACUGGCAGAAGUUCUCCCAGAGCCCUCCUGGGGAGGACGGGCAGCAGAAGGCGCAAGGAAGGCCCUUCCCUUUGUACCUGGUUUCGUGUCUGAAGCAGGCGAUGUUCCCAGACAGUGCAUCUCUUGGGGGAAGCAUACAGGAUUACCUCGGGACCACAAGCCGGGACAUCUCAAGCUAA